Scylla paramamosain (green mud crab) is the source of this 3733-nucleotide messenger RNA. RefSeq names its product stromal interaction molecule homolog (gene Stim). The coding region runs from base 141 to 2537 and encodes 798 amino acids. The record is from RefSeq and is a predicted model, not a curated record. The transcript is spliced from 18 exons. NCBI's taxonomy places the organism in Eukaryota, Metazoa, Arthropoda, Malacostraca, Decapoda, Portunidae. Gene Ontology annotation, cellular component: plasma membrane; endoplasmic reticulum. Gene Ontology annotation, biological process: intracellular calcium ion homeostasis; store-operated calcium entry; activation of store-operated calcium channel activity. Gene Ontology annotation, molecular function: calcium channel regulator activity; calcium ion binding; protein binding.
GUUAUUGUUCAGUCGCGCGAGAAUCACGGUGAGGUGUAGACGUAUAGAAGGUUACACGAGUGAUACCUGCGACUACCGAGCUGACCUGUACAUAAGGCGUAGGGAGGCACAUGAUGAGUGUUUGGUGAGGAGAAAGAAAGAUGAUGGAGGUCUACUUAGCGAGUGUGCAUGUGUUGCGGGCGUACUACGUGGGUCUGGUGGUGCUGGUGACCACGGCGGGGCUGACCUGUGGCGGCGGCAGUGGUGGCGGCAGCGGCGGCAGGAGCUGGGGCUAUGGGGGCAGGAUCCACCAGCUGACUGAGGAGGGGUGUGUAGUGGUGGACGAGCUGUGUCUGGUGCCGGAGGAGGUGCCCAACUAUGAGGCCAUCAAGAGCCUGCACUCCCAGCUGGAUGAUGACCGCAGCGGGGACAUUGACGUGUCGGAGUCUGUCGACUUCCUGAAGGAAGAGCUUCAGUAUGCUAAGGGCUACGAGAAACGACAGAAAGUCUUCCACUAUAAUGAUGAUGAGUACAUAUCAGUCCGUGAAUUGUGGUACAUAUGGAAGAAGUCUGAGGUUCACAACUGGACUGUAGACCAGACAGUGGCAUGGCUAGCAGAGUCUGUGGAGCUCAAGCAGUACGCGCAGAACUUUUAUGAGAAUGCUGUCAAUGGCUCCAGCUUGCCAAGUACAGUUCUCAGCGUGAUAACUCCCACAUCCAAAAGAAGAAAUUCAAGACUUGCUGCCAACAAUGAGCAAUUCUUGACCAAAGUUCUAGGCAUCAAAGACCCCAAGCACCGAUCCAAGAUAACUAUCAAAGCCAUGGAUGUUGUUCUCUUUGGUCCUCCCAAAGUGCAUGGAACAAGUACAGUGCAACCUCAAAGCAAUAAUCAUGACACAGGAAGCCACCUCAAGGAUCUGGUUCUGGUGUCCCUGCUUACCUUGGCCCUCAUUGGCUGCUUCAAGGCCUAUCAGCGCAACCGGGAGUAUGAAGGACAGCUCAGCGAAAUGUUGAAGGAUAUGGAAAAACUACGGGAAGCCGAGGAAAACCUGCAUCAGCUGGAGAUGUUCAUGACAACAAAUGUAAAAAACAAAGAAAGCAAAGAAAAGAACAGUGACAAAGUAGAGCAGAAUCAUGCUGAUGAGGUGCAGCAGUUGAGGCUUCAGCUCGAGGAGGAACGGGAAAAGAAUGUGAUCAUAAUGGAACAAAUGAAAAAGGGGCUUGAGGAGGCUGACAAUGAGGAACACGUAUGGAGGGCACCAAUGGACCUUCAACUUUGGCUUCAGCUGACUUAUGAGAGAGAGAGGAUUGCUUGUGUCAAGAAACAGUCAGCAGCCCGGGAGCAGUUUGACCAGGCGAGAGAAAUGUGUGAGAAGUUGAAUAAGCAGCGCCGCAGCUUGAUGGGAAUCAUGGCAUCAGUGCAUGGCAAGAUGGAUAAUGUGGACCAGGCCAUCAGUCAGGCCAGAACCACCAUGGAGGAAGUGACACGUGAGCUGAGAGAGAGAGAACAUCGCUGGGAGAACAUCGAGAUGUUGGCUGGGUGCAGCAUCACCAACAAUCCUGGUCUUCACGCUCUUGAACUGAGGCUGUGUCCACCAGUGAAUAGACCACCCCAUUCCACCUAUGGGUCAAGUAUAGUUCAUCAGUUACUGAGUAGCCAGUCAGCAUUAAUGUUUCUCACCAUGGGGGGUUGCACAGGAGCAACAAGUUACUAUGCAGGGAGCAGUUUGAGCUCCUCAACACUAGUCAGAUCCCCUGGGGAUUCGUUGGUUGAUGUCCCAGGAGGUUCUGGGGCCAUGGUGAGGAAGAGGAGUCAGCUCAUACCGCGGGACUCUGGUUCAUCUCUAGGCUCGGAGUCGUCUGUCACCCCAUCCUGUGCAAUGCACCAUAGUCACACCUAUUCAACUGGUCUGAUGCACCACACACUGGACAGGGAGAGCAUGCGGCGGGUGUCCAGUACUGGUAGCAUUGGCUGCAUCUCUCCUGGAGAUCAGGAUCAUUUGAAGGACCUCCAAGAUUCCUCAGCUGAAGAGACAGAUACAUCUGGGUAUGCUUUGGAGGGUAGCACCUUCACCAUGGGGGGAAGCAUAAGGAACAAGGGACCCAAGAAAAGUCAGCUGACACUGAACUCUGAAGGUGGGAGAGCAGUUUCUCCAUCUCAGGUGAGUCUCUCCACCUCCCCUCCACCUUCCAUGCGUCAGCCUGGCUUAAAUGAGGUCGAAAAAGAACAGAAACCCUCUACUAGGCGCAGUCCUAUGCUCAAGUCAUACAGUCAGGACACUGCUGGCUCCAGGACAGAGGCGACAUUUAAGGCACUGGCCAAUUCCUUGGAAGGGGGUGGCAAACAGGUACCAGCUAGUAGGCGGCACUCAAUCACUGGCUGCAUCACAGGCGGGAGACCACUGGGACCAUGUGUUAGGAGACAUUCAGUGUCUGGCUGCAGGCUGCUGCCUUACCACCCAAAAGUCUCCGUGCUUGAAGAGACUCCCUUUGCAAAGAAAUUUCCAACACUCUCUAAGUUCACACCACAUGGAAAAGGAAAAGAUAUCCGCGAGUGAGCCAGCAUUAGACAACCCCAAGCCACUUGCACAGCAGAAUAAGAAAGCAUCACCACCAUUGGAGGAGAGCACAUCCUCAGACUCUUCAGAUGGCCGCAAGAAGAGUACCAAGGGCAUGUUCAACAACAGAAGUUUCCUUGGGAGUUUGAAGUUGAAAAGCAAGAGACAUAAAGAUGUGGGUAAAGACUCUGUAAAAAAGAAUGCAGGUUAAAAUAUUAGAAAACUGUGACUAUAGACAUCAUGUAUUUGUGAUAAUUCCAAUAAUAUUGGUAAUGGGAAUUACUCCCAUUGUCAUAUUAUAUGCACAAGUUUAUUUAUUUUUUUCUUUAUUUGGGAAUAUUUAAAACUUAGUGACAAUCCACAAUAAGAAAAGUUCAAUUGUGUGGAUUCUGCAGCCUGCAGUCCUCAAGACUGAGGCUGAUUAGAUGGCUAAAGGUUGAGAUAGCAAAGUGGCAUGAGGUCCUCCAGUGGCCUACCAUUCUUCUCAGCUCUCUGUCACCUUCUUCCACACUAAUGGUAUUAUGUGCAUCUCCCUAACCCAUUCAUCAGGGAUCUUGAUGUGAGGUGUGUCAUGAAAAAGAGGCACAUUUAAGUACGUACUUAUAAUUGUUAUUGUUGUUGAUGUUGUACUACCCAGGAUUCCCUGACCGGAAACUGGUGUUGAUGUGCCCAUGUUUUGAGGAGGAUGAGCAUAUGUAUCUUAGCUGCAACAGAUGUUUUCACAUGGUUAGUUUUUUUCUAACCUUAUGGCUCUAACAUGUCCUUCAAGGGAUCUGUGUAGGCAGGUUUGUUGUUCAAAUGAAAUGAUAUGUGAUCAAGAGAGAGUUAAAAGAGUUUACUGGAUGCUGUUGUUGCAACUGUAAACAUUUAUGCCAAGUAUUGUAUUUUGAAAAAUCUGUGCUGUUGGCUAGGAAAGGGUGUAGACACAAAGACAUAGCUACCAUCACAGUAUGACUGAAAACAGAUCAGCAGAUGUGUUUUCAACUCUUGGAUGGAAAGCUUCCGCUCUGGUGGCGAAAAGCAAUAAGUUGUGUUGGUCAACAAGUCUUUAAUGAGAUAUUAUUUUGCAAAUCAUUUAUCAUACCUUACAUAUCUAUAUAUAAUUCAUGUGCUUAUGUUUAGGUAUGUUACUUUCACUGGGGCAUAGCAUUUAUUUUUUAAUCUAAAAAAACAUUUAAAAAUCUUCAGGCUGGAAA